AAGGGUAGUAUAAUUUGUUUAAUUACAGGUACAAUGUAUUACAACUGAAAACAUUUAUUAUAUUGGUGCAUACGUAUCAUAUUUUUAAUUAUUUAUGUGGUGUAUUUAAGAUCAUAUUUAUAAAAUAUAUAAAUACUUAUAUUGUAAACAAAGUAGAAAAAAAGGCAUACAAUUUUUCAACUAUACAAUUUUGUAUUCUUCCACAUUAAUUUAAAAAUAAUGUAAAAUCUAUAAAAGAAUUUCGUCACAGCUAUGAAUCACAUGAAGUCACUUUUUAAAGAUUUUAAAGAUCUCAUUUCUUGUACUCAUAGUUGACUUUAUUGCCUUUUGUAAUUGUCCAGAUAUCGGUUCUGUAUGCCAGGAGUUUUGCAAUUCAUCUACUACCAUAUAUAUUUUCUAAUAUCUAUUAAGUAAGUUAAGAUAAGUUGGAGACCGUGGGAAUAUAAACGAAGCAGAGGAAGGCCCCAAAUGAGAUGGGCAGAUGAUAUCAAGAAGCACGUGGGCUCUAGAUGGAUGACUGUAGCGACAGACAGAGAAGAAUGGAAAAGGAUUGGGGAGGCCUAUGUCCAAAGAUGGACCGAAGAAGGCUAAUUAGAUAGAUAGAUUAAGUAAGUGUAGUACGGUAACAGACGGCAAGACCUACGCUUCCAGUGGGAAGACUUUAACUUUAAUCUUCUUCUUCUUAUAGUGCCGUACACCUAUAUUGCGUUGGCGAAUUAUCUUAAAGCCAGAAGUCUGUCUUUUACGGCAUGCAAAAGAUCGCCAGUGUUAUUUAUGCCUGUCCAGUUCUUUAUGUUUCGUAGCCAUUUGUUUGCGACCUACUCCUCUCUUGCCUUCAAUCUUUCCCUGGAUGAUUAGUUGAGGGACUACGUAUUUUUUUCCUCUCAGAAUAUGGCCAUGGUAUCUAAUUUUUCGUACCUUGAUCAAAUUGAAUAGUUCUCUCUCAGUAUUCGCCUUUCUUAAGACUUCCUCGUUUCUCACCCUAUCUGUCCAUGGUAUGCGGAACAAUGCAAGGUACUCUUAACGUCCAAGUUUCCAUGCCGUAUAACAAUAUGGACCAUACACAGCAUUUAACCAUCCCGUAGCAAAGAUUAAAGGAAAUAUUGCGGUUACAUAGUAGCGGUUUAAAUUUGUUAAAGCUUGUCUUGCUUGUUCGGUACGGCAUUUUAUUUCUUGUUGAGGAUCCCAUUGGUCAUUCAUCAUCAUUCCCAAGUAUUUAAACGUUUUUACUUGAUCGAUUGGAGCAUUAUCUGCUUGUAGUUGUAUACUUUAAUCAGUUAAGCGAAUUUGUACGAAUUAGGAUUAUAAAACUGAAGAUAGUUGCUAUAAAUGCAUCCAUGAUACUUCGUGUUUGGAAUGACUGGGUGAUAGAGCAAAAUCAAAAAAUGUUAGGUAACCCAAAACUUCAUUAUAAAACAAUAUACUUUUAUUAGAUAGCGAUAACCAAACUAACAACAAGAGAUAAUGAGAUAUUACAUAACAAUGCUUUAGGUAUGAUAUGGGCAUAAAAUUUCUUGCUAGAGAUUGUUUUGUAUUUAGUUACCUAUAAUUGGAUCAUGUUUAAUAUGCAGUAAACUUUUGAUUUAUGCGGUUAAUAUGUCUUAAUCAGAAAGUGCGGACCAUUUUACUCCUUUUCUUGAUUUUAUGACAGUUCUAUCCUUAAAAAUCUCGUAACGUGCAACCUUCAAUAUAUUUAUAAAACAUUGAUGUGACGACUAACUAUUACCAGAUUUUUUGGUUCUACUACAUUACUUAAUUACUAGAUAUGAUAAGCUGUUCACCAAACAAUCUUAAUAAAAACAAAAUGCACUAGUGGCAAUAUGCGUAUCAAACAAGGAAAUUAGAUGAAGCCACCUUGCACAAUCUGGUAUCGAAACUCGAGAGGAGUUUACAACAGAAAUAAGUCUGCUGCAUUUUUGAGCAUCGAAGGUGCAUUUGAUAAUAUCUCUAUCGAGUCAAUGCAACAGUCAAUACACUAAUAAAGAAAAAAAUCAACGACUCAACAAGCAUGUGAAUCAUUCAGAUGGUUCAGAAUAGAAUAAUAUUCACAGAUACAUAUAAAGAUGCUAUAAAGCUAAUAGCAACUAAAGGAUGCCCACAAGAGGAUGUAUUAUUACUAAUAUUGCGGAAUAUAGUCGUUGACGAUCUGAUUCAUGCGCUCAGCAACCAAUAAGUAAUUAUGGAUCCUGAUAAAUGAUAUUGUAAUAGUUACUAGGUAAAAAUUUUCCAGUAGUGUUGCGGACCUGAUACGAUUUUCCCUUUAUAACAUAGAAAAUUUGUAUCUGAAAGAGGUCCUCUGCAUUGCAAUUCUGCAAACACCAAAUACAGUAGAGUGUCGAUUACCCGAACUAAUUGGGGAACAUAUGUGUUCGGAAAAUCGAUUGUUCAUAAAUAUUUAUGUACAGAUUAAUGGAAGCCAUAUUUACAUACGUAUUUAUAUAUUUAAUGAUAAAUAGGAAUUGAACAAAAAAAGUGCUGUUCGUCAUCAAAACAAAGUCUAGGUACAACAUUGAUGAAAAUUGAAGAUUUUUUAAACCUUAAUUACCAACACUAGGUCGUUAUGAGUGUCUAGGUCAAGUGUUUUUUUAAGGACAAAUACUUGAUACUAGUCGCUCUCAGCUUGUAUUUCAAAUCAACAUAAGGCAAUAUCUAUAAAAUUGAACUCUCCUCAAGCACCAAUUGUAUUUUAUCUUUAUUAUCUAAACUUACAUUUAAUGACUAAUAAAUCAGCAGACAGUUUUCUUCUUGCCUUCUCGACUUUAGUCAUUUUAACCACACUGUUCUUGAUUGAACUUUUUUUCAAAUCCUCUGAGUUAUUCGUUGAAUUGAACUGCUUUUUCUCAUGAAAUCGGUCCAGAAAUAGGUUCUUCCCGGAAUCCCUUCUUUGAGUAAUUUUUACUUAUACACUUAUACACAGUAUGAUCUAAAUCCACGUUUGAGGCAAGGUUUAUUGUUUUACGACUUAUGGAUAUAUGAAAACAAUCAAGUUGGGACAUAAAGUUACUUAAUUUCAUCUUUUGUUUUUACAUCCGUCUUACCAGGUUACCAAUUUUGUAUUCAUUGGAUAAUUUGGUGACAGAUUUACCUUUCUCUAACCGUCUGAAUGCCAAGAAGACGAAAUUUAUGAGAAUAUCGAAAACUCAAAGAAAUAACGAGAAUCUUCUAAUAAACGGAACCAACGUCAAACCAGUGGACAAAUAUGCAUAUCGGGGAAUAAUGAUUACAAUCCACAAAUUAUUACAAUCAGGAAAUCAAAAUAAGAAUAGAAAAGGCUAGAACAAAUUUCAACAAAAUGAGAAGAGUGCUAUGUACCAGGGAUUUAAAACUCUAACUAAGAGGUUGGCGAGGUGCUAUAUUGUUUCGAUUGUAUUUUAUGGAAUGGAAUCUUGGGCCUUAAAUGCGACAUCAAUAAAAAAAACUGGAAUCAUUUGAGCUGUGGGUGUACAGAAGAAUACUGAAAAUAUCAUGGACAGAACACGUCACAAAAAAAGAGGUUCUGGGAAGGAUGAAUAAAGAAAUGGAAAUUUUAAAUACAAUAAAAACAAGAAAAUUAGAAUAUCUCGGACAUAUUACACGUGGAGAGAAAUACACCUUGCUCCAACUGGUUAUGCAGGGAAAGAUCCAAGGAAAUAGAAUCAUAGGGAGGCGUAGAAUGUCAUGGCUGCGUAACCUGAGAAAGUGGUACGGAUGUACAUCAAAUGAAGUUUUCAGAGCAGCCGUCUCAAAAGUCCGAAUAGCUACGAUGAUUGCCGACCUCCGCCGCGGAGAUGGCACCACGAUACACAGACUAAACGGUAUGCCGAUUUUCGUCGAUAAAUGUGGUUCGGCCGCGCAGCUACGUCAAGUGGGAACCUGAUGUGGGAACCUAAAAUUUAUUUGCUCCUUGUCGUGCUUGUCUGCAGUUUCAAUUUGUUGGCGUUGAAAGUGAUUAAAUUGAGGCGGUUUUAAAAUAUUAAGCUGUUAAGUAACUAUUAAAGUCAUUCUGGAUUAUUUUAGUUACACAUUAUUGUUUAUUAGUACUUAUCCAAUACCGUGAAUUUUUAACUUAAGUUAGUAGUCUAUUAAAACCGAGACUAUAAUGCCGGGCUGUGCUGUAGCUACUUGUAAAAAUUCAAACAAAAAUACAAAAGGUACGGAUGUGAAAUACUACAGAUUUCCUGCAAAUGAAGAUUUAUUAAAAGAGUGGAUAAAUGCUUGUCGGAGAGAAGACAAAAUUAAUUUAAAAAAUGGUUAGUACAGUUAAAACUCUGGGGAAAAACUCUGCUGCUAUUUUCACAGAAAAUCGCAAUACGAUUGAGACUGCUGAAUCGUGUUUACUAAAUGUAUUGGAAGAAACUAAACAAACCGAAGAGAUUUGUUUUACACAUCAAAUGCUCUCAAAAAUUCUACCACGAAACCAAACAGUGGAGGAAAAAAAUGAGGAAGAAGAAGUUAUUUCUAACUCAACUUAUUUUGUAGACCCUGUAUAUUUACAAGAGGAAGCAAUAGCUUCAGAUGAAUUAAUAAAUCUUUUGGACAAUUUUGAAGUUAAGGAGAGAGUAAAUAUGGAGGCACUAAGAUAUAUAGCUGGAUAUGUGGCUUUUAAAUUUAAAAGUAAAUUUUCAAAUUUAGGUAUAGCCACAAGUAAUUUAAAUAUUUCCGAAGUCCCUAGGUGGCUAGAGAUCCUAUCAAGAGGUUCACUGUUAAACCCCAAUGAAGAAUUGUGGGAAGUUGCCAAAAAUAUGGAAAAUCAGUUCCACCAAAUGCAUGGUAAUUUUUUAAAUAAAGAAAAGAAGAUUUUUCAACGUUUAGCUGAAAAAACAUUAGCGUCACUACCCAACACCUCAAUACCAUUUGAAGUGAUAUUAUGUAUGUGCAAACACGAACAUAUAUUAGAAUGAGGGACAUUAAUAUAGAAAAAUAAGCUUUAAAAACUGCCAGAGAGCACUUGACAAAAAGAUAUCUAAAUUUUCUAAUUUUAAAAAAUGAUCUAAUUAUAGAUACUAAUUCUAAUUCUAGAAGGGCAUAUGAAAAACUCAGAAAAUAUGCAAAGAAAAUAUGAAGAAGGAAAAAGAGAGAAACGUUAAAUAG
Molecule: messenger RNA, 5070 nt
Organism: Diabrotica balteata
Lineage: Eukaryota; Metazoa; Arthropoda; Insecta; Coleoptera; Chrysomelidae
Source: the annotation of a GenBank genome assembly